CCUCUUUCAAGGGGUUUUGAGUUAACAUUGGUCGUCUUUUCUUACAGAUUAUCGAAGUAAAAAUCCAAAUGGGGAGCACUGCAGUCGAGAAGACAGCAGAUGAGCUUCAGCGAGAGAUCGAUGAGCUUCAUCGGCAACAACGAGAGAUCACGGAGAGGCUGAGGGAUCCUAGAGGUCUCCGAAGGGGAGGAUUGUCGAGCAUCGGUACUCGUAAAUUAGCAUCCAAUGGUUCUCGUCAACAUGGCUUUCUUCGACCUUCAGAUGGGACAGAUGUAGAAGAUCAACCUCCGGCUAAGAAGCGAUUGUCAUCAGCUGUUGUAAAGCAAGAUGGUUGGUCUAGAAGGGAUGGAAACCAAAGACUGAAGAAGGAUGCUGAAGUUCCAAUUGCAGAUCAUGUUCCAAGGAUUCUGCCCAAGGAUGAGGACCCAGGCUUGAUUAAUAGGAAUAGAAGGAUGUUGGGGCAACUUUUAGGGACUUUGGAGAGAUUCAGGAGAGAAGAUAAGCAAAUUUCGGAGACAGAGGCAUAUAUGAGACGAUCAAAUUCUUUGCAAAGAGCCGAGCAAAGAGCUCGUGAAGAAAGUGAGAAGCUGAGGCAACAAGAGCGUGAACAGAUUGCAGAAAAGAGGAGGAGAGAUCUGACUCUCAGGGCUCGGGUGGCUGCGAAGGCUGAAGAAAAGAAGAUGGAGUUGUUGUUUCUUCAGUGGAGUGAGCACCACAAAAAGCUUAACAAUUAUAUAAGGACCAAAACCGAGCCUCCAAUAUAUUAUUUGCCAACUAAACCAUUGUAUGAAGAUGCGGCUAUACAUGAGCAACAAAAAGAACAAGAGUUUCUAGAAUGGAAGGCAGCUAGGAGGGAAGAAUUAUCUAAAUAUCAGAAACAAAUAGGAGAAGAGUAUGUUGGAAACGUAGAAAAGGAGUUGGAGAGGUGGCAAAAUGCCCGGAAAGCUAGGAAAGCAAACAAUGACAUGAACCUACAAGAAACUAUGGACAAAGAAUUGGAUAGCCACAGACUGGAGCAUGGUCCAAAGAAGAGAAAGAUACCUGGUGGAAACAACAAUGAAGAUGAGGAAGAUGUGGAAGAUAUCAAUGUUGGGGAGGAUGAUAUGAUGGAUGAUGUUUUGGAUGUUGAUGAUAAUAAUGGGAGGGCAGAUGAGGCGGCCAAAGUGGAGCUUGUAAACACUAGUCCAGUCCCUGAUAAUGCUGAGCGGCCAUGACCGUAGACAAUGCCGUUGAUCAGGUCAAACUUAUAUGAGGUCUUUUGUAUUAUUUUUGUUUUUGUUGUUGAAGUCUUGUUGUAGGAUUCAUUUU
Molecule: messenger RNA, 1308 nt
Organism: Hibiscus syriacus
Lineage: Eukaryota; Viridiplantae; Streptophyta; Magnoliopsida; Malvales; Malvaceae
Product: pinin-like
Cellular component (GO): catalytic step 2 spliceosome
Source: RefSeq, a predicted model, not a curated record